AUGUUUAAGCCAGCCGGGCAUGUAUUGGUGUGCGCUGCGACGGUGGCCUCCCACCUGGACAUACCGAGCUUUGCGUUCUCCGUCUACAGUCCGGCGUCGUUCGCUUAUUUUGUCGGCCAUUGCAAGGCAGCAGAGAGUAGCAGGGACAUGAAGGCGGAAGAUUUGACCCAAUCUCCGACGGAUUAUCCGCUGCCUAUCAUCUCAUGGAGACGGUUCGAAGCGCGCCUCGUCUUGAGCAACUUCAUUGCAUUCGCCGACCGUGUGUGGGCGUGUUGCCAGCAGUCGUGUGGAAUAGUGAUAAAGUCGUGCUUUGAAGAGGAGGACAAGUAUCUGCAACACUUAAACCAUCUCACCGGAAAGCCAGUGAUUUCCAUUGGUCCAUUAAUGAUUCUUGAAGACGCUGCGCCAAGGGAGGAUACGUCUGGAAAUUACCUGAUAGAGUGGCUGGAUAAGCAACGACCCUCGUCGGUUUUGUUUGUAGCCUUCGGAAGCGAGUCGUUUCUGUCGGCGGAGCAGAUAAGGGAAUUGGCGGUGGCACUGGAGGACAUCGGGCUGCCCUUUCUCUGGUCUUUGCGAUCUUCUGACGUGACGUCCUCUGCGUUGUCGUUGUUGCCCGAGGGUUUUGAAGGCCGGACACGUGACCGGGGGCUGGUCGUUGGCGGUUGGGUGCCUCAGGUGAGUAUCAUUUCCCAUCCUUCCGUGGGAAGCUAUGUGACCCAGGGCGGGUGGAGCUCGGUGAUGGAAGCAUGGCUCUACUCCGGUUUACCGCUGGUUUUAAUUCCGUUGCGGCAUGACCAGGGUCUUAACUGUCGACAGAUUGCGCUGGAAUUGAACGCGGGAAUUGAGGUGGAGAGGAAUGAGGAGGGGUGUUUUAGCAGGGAGGACGUAUGUAAGGCAGUUUUGAUGGUGAUGGGUAAAGGAGAGAAAGGGGAGCAGAUUCGAUCGAGGGUGAGAGAACUACGUGGUGUUAUAGCACUCAACAGAGAACGUCAACAGGCGUAUAUGAGAGAGCUAGUUAACCACAUGAAGGAGUUUCUCAUUUCGCGUAAUGUAAAGUAUGUGCAGCCAAAACUUGUUUACGACUAUCAACUUGCACUGAAAGGAGGUGUAAGGGUUAAGUAUAUAGGGAAGUAUUUGUAA
Molecule: messenger RNA, 1140 nt
Organism: Cryptomeria japonica (Japanese cedar)
Lineage: Eukaryota; Viridiplantae; Streptophyta; Pinopsida; Cupressales; Cupressaceae
Product: anthocyanidin-3-O-glucoside rhamnosyltransferase-like
Exons: 1
Coding region: 1-1140 (379 amino acids)
Molecular function (GO): UDP-glycosyltransferase activity
Source: RefSeq, a predicted model, not a curated record